AUGGUCGCCGAUCGGAAGGGAGUGAGCCAGAGCCAGAGCCAGAGCGAGAGGGAAGCGGAGGGAUGCCGGGGAUGCAGCUGUCCUUGCAGGGUCCAGAAGGAGAUGGCUAGGAAGCGGGGCAGGAGCAGAAGCGAACAGCGCCGUCGUCGCCGGAGGAGGAGGAGCAAACCCAGCCCAACAAACUUGUCACUGAAGCGAACGGAGGAUCAGAACCAAAUGUGGAUCAGCACCUACAGGAGUCUGGUGGAGUGGCACCGCAACCAGGUCCUUAGGCUGUGUCCAGGCAGUCAGCCGGAGGAGGAGCAGGCGGAGAAUCACGAGGUUCUGGCGUCUUCCCACCUGGACUACGUGUAUGAGAGCUCCUCCUCAGAGGAUGAGACUGAACCCAUCGACGAGGAAUACCUUAAAUUUCUGGAGGUCACCAUCAAGCAUCAAGAGAAGCUCAGACAACAAAAGGCAGAUGGCACCGUUUCCAGAAGCUUUUUAGAUUAAGCGGAAAAUAAUUAUUGUAUAAGUGGACUUUUAAUUGAUUUUUAAAUGUUUAAUUUUAAAAGUA
Molecule: messenger RNA, 556 nt
Organism: Drosophila bipectinata
Lineage: Eukaryota; Metazoa; Arthropoda; Insecta; Diptera; Drosophilidae
Source: RefSeq, a predicted model, not a curated record